AUGAGUCAGGGGAAACCACAGAAGAGGGCCACGAGUAGAGGAAGCGACGAGCCGAGAGAAGCCACGGACAAAAGGACAAGCCGAGACAAGCCACGAGCAAAGGAAAGCCACGGAGGAAAACGACGAGCGGGUCCCGUUGAGCGCCAAGGAGACAAACCGCGAAGCGACCUACACGCAGCGGCGGGGCUCAUACCCCGCCUGCGCAAGGUCUACGGCCUGGGAUCUGGAGUGGCAGCUGGAGGGCUACAAUCUGUGGUACAGAGUGAGGACGCAGAGGCAUUGGGACGUACCGCGAAGCGACCUACACGCAGCGGCGGGGCUCAUACUUCGCCUGCGCACUAA
This is a messenger RNA of Knipowitschia caucasica, 342 nucleotides long. The record is from the annotation of a GenBank genome assembly. Lineage: Eukaryota; Metazoa; Chordata; Actinopteri; Gobiiformes; Gobiidae.